This is a messenger RNA of Eubalaena glacialis (North Atlantic right whale), 1086 nucleotides long. RefSeq names its product ADP-ribosylation factor-like protein 5A. NCBI's taxonomy places the organism in Eukaryota, Metazoa, Chordata, Mammalia, Artiodactyla, Balaenidae. Gene Ontology annotation, molecular function: GTP binding; GTPase activity. Gene Ontology annotation, biological process: intracellular protein transport; protein localization to Golgi membrane; vesicle-mediated transport. Bases 166 to 705 code for a protein of 179 amino acids. The transcript has a single exon. The record is from RefSeq and is a predicted model, not a curated record. Gene Ontology annotation, cellular component: trans-Golgi network; cytoplasm.
CCUGGGCUUCGGCCUCCCUCCGGUUCCUAGGAAGCGGGCCGACGGCCAGCGCGGGAGCAGCAGCGGCAGAGACGGAGGCUCCGGCGCGUCUCUCUCCUCCCCUUGAGCCUGAGCCGGGGAAGGCCAGGCGGCCGGGGUGGCUGGAGGGGGGUCCGCUGCCCGAGAAUGGGAAUUCUCUUCACCAGGAUAUGGAGACUGUUCAAUCACCAGGAGCACAAAGUUAUCAUUGUUGGGCUGGAUAAUGCGGGAAAAACUACCAUCCUUUACCAGUUUUCUAUGAAUGAAGUUGUACAUACGUCCCCAACAACAGGAAGUAAUGUAGAAGAGAUAGUGAUUAAUAAUACACGUUUUCUAAUGUGGGAUAUUGGUGGCCAAGAAUCUCUUCGUUCUUCGUGGAACACUUACUAUACUAACACAGAGUUUGUAAUAGUUGUUGUGGACAGUACAGACAGAGAAAGGAUUUCUGUAACUAGAGAAGAACUCUAUAAAAUGUUAGCCCAUGAGGACCUAAGGAAAGCUGGAUUGCUGAUCUUUGCUAAUAAACAAGAUGUUAAAGAAUGCAUGACUGUAGCAGAAAUCUCCCAGUUUUUGAAACUAACUUCUAUUAAAGAUCACCAGUGGCAUGUCCAGGCAUGCUGUGCUCUUAUUGGCGAGGGAUUAUGCCAAGGACUUGAAUGGAUGAUGUCACGACUUAAGAUUAGAUGAUCUCUACUGACCUAUUCUCAUAGACUUUGUAUAAAUGAAGUGCUGGACUUUACCUGAAAGCUGCAAAAAUUAAUGGUUUAGAUAUAUUUAUAAUAAACUGAUUUAAACAGUUAAACUUUUUCUAUAAGAAGAAAAAUUAAGACCACUUAUUUGAAAACAAAGAUGAAGUCUCACCUUUCCAUCUGCUUUCUCAUUAGUUCCUUCCAAAGCAAGGUCUUAAAGCUGUGAUGGACAUUUUUCUCAUAAAGAAUCCUCUCAGGACAUUGUGUAGCCUGUGGUAAGUACAAAGGGAGAGGAGGAUAUUUUUAACUUUAAGAGCUUUAUUAUCAAAAGUAUUUUGCAUAGGGUUGUGUAGGUAUUGUGUACAUACCUCAAAUUUGA